Molecule: messenger RNA, 2874 nt
Organism: Chanos chanos (milkfish)
Lineage: Eukaryota; Metazoa; Chordata; Actinopteri; Gonorynchiformes; Chanidae
Gene: fastkd5
Product: FAST kinase domains 5
Exons: 3
Coding region: 191-2626 (811 amino acids)
Biological process (GO): mitochondrial RNA processing; regulation of mitochondrial mRNA stability
Cellular component (GO): mitochondrial matrix; ribonucleoprotein granule
Molecular function (GO): RNA binding
Source: RefSeq, a predicted model, not a curated record
CACAGGCAGGUACAUACAGCAAUGUUGACUACAUGCUAAAAUUAUCGUUUCAUGAAUGUGUCUUUGCCUGUAAAGAGAGAAGGACGUCUACAGUGCUGAAACAGUCAGGACAGAAUAACAGACAUUCUCGAAACGUAAUGACUUCAUCUACGUGGACAAGCACAAGACAUUAAGUUAGAAUCUGUUGUGGAUGUCGGUGAAGGCACUCUCCCGGCAUUUGGCCAAGCUACAUCUCCAUGCCCCUCCUCAUCACAGAGCACUGCUCAGGGCUCAGCACCUGCACUGGAAAAAUGGAGAACAGGAGAAAGAAGAUGAGACAGAAAGAGUACAGCAACUGUAUACAUAUACGACAGGGGGGCUGACAUUACCGUAUAAUCCGGCAGCUUAUUACCGGGUGCGGGUCGAGCGGUCACCUCUCAUGGGCAGCGCGGAUAGCGAGGAGCCCUCCCAUGCCUCCCUAAAUCGUCCGUUUAGACAACAGAGUAACCCUUACAGCAUCAGCUCCUCCCGCCGCCUCUCCAGUGCCAAGAACAUCCUGCUUGACCUGGCUUUAAACCGACCUGCAGGCGAUAAGGAGGCUCGCUCUGCACCUUAUCCGAAAAAGGAUGUGCCCCCGGAUGUCAAAGGUGAGCCCCGUGCUUUUCAGAGAUGCCGGCCAGAGUAUGGCAUAAUGACCCAUGACCCAUCGCAGGACGUGACGCCCCUCCAGUCGAAACGAGUCUCGUUACUCCUGCACAAGGUCACCGUGCUCAAAGGACACAUGGGCCCGGAAGAAAUAAUGCACUUCCUCUCCGAGCUGAGCCGCCUCCCUGUGGAACAGAUGCCCUUGGUCCGGGGUGAUACGCGGUUCUACAUGCUGCUUCGCUACAGUGUGGAGAGCCUGCCUCUCUUCACCAACAUGCAGCUGAUUGAGGUCUUGAGGUCCUUCGUCAGGUUGGGCUUGCCCCACUCGCACAGCGUUCUGGGCCUGUAUGAGACCGAGUUCAGCUGUAGGACCAGCGACAUGGACCUUCACCAGCUGCUUCUUGUUGCGGACUUGUGGCGAUGCCUGGGACGGUCGGUGCCUCACUACCUGGAACGGCUUUACAACUGCAUCAACCUACACUUCAGCCAGAUGGGUCCGUCGGAACUGGUCCAGCUGAUCUACAUCAUGGGUGAAGGCAGACGCUGCCCCACCCCGCUGGUUCAGCCCCUGGAGUUGAUGCUCAUGCGUCAUUUAGACAAGCUGCAGGCAGAGGAAGUGAGUGCUGUCUGCCUCGGCCUCUUCAAGUCACAGACAUCCCUGUCGGAGGGGGCCGUUCGCCGGCUCGUGGACCGGGCCCAUGCUGUCGUCAGGGAGAUGAGCGACUUUGGGGUAGCAAAUGUCAUGAAGCUACUUCGUUUCAGCCACCUGGACCACGUGGCGUGGUUGGAGGCGAUGGGCACGGAGGUGCCCCGGCGAGCCCCAGAUAUGGGCGUGCAGGGAUUGAUGCACGUGGCCCUGGGCUGUUCCGCCCUGCACUAUCGCGACGACCGAAUCCUCCUGGCCGUAGCCGAGCGCCUGCCUGACCUCGCGCUGCACUGCAGGAGUAAGGACGCAGGCAAACUCCUGUGGGCUUACGGAACACUCGGCAUCCGUCCCAGCCAGUGUCCGGAGCUCUUCUCCUGCCUCACCAACAUCCUCCGUCAAAGGGAGCUGGAAUUCCAGCGCUACCCGGAACACCUCCUGACGGGCCUGCUGGGGCUGGCUUUCGUGGGUCAGUUUCCUCAGGACUUGCUGAGCUUUGCCCUGAGUCCGGAGUUUGUCAGCCAAGCCAACGCCUCGCAGGAGUUGGAACUGAAGAAAGACUUGUUAACCUUGGACGGUACGGUGGGUGUGGAACUGCCUGGCUGGACUGGUCCACGACUCAGUCAGGCGGUCAAAGAAGAGGUGAUCAAGCAGCUAUGGGACUUCGCUCAGUCCGACGUUUGCCAAAAGCCAGAGGUGCUGGAGGCAGAGACGAUGUUGCAGGAGCUGCUUGGUGGAAAGGCAUUCGUGCGAAAACACAUGAUCCUUCCUCAUCUUCGGUCCAUCGACCUUGAAGUUCACCUGGACCGUCACGGACAGCCACUGCCUCUGGACUCGGAACCCUGUCAGCCAAACCAGUCAGACGAGAACAGCUCCUCCUUGACUCAGAACUGGACUCAUACUGGGGUAACCCUGACAGAAGAUCUGCUGGCCCAACUCACCAACACAAAAAGAGCGCCAGCACAGCCAUCCAUAGCAAUGUUUGAACGGCCGCUCCUCCGUAAAGUGGAGCCUGCUGGUGAGAGAGAGGGUAUCAUCAGCGUCGGCGUUGAUUUGUCGGAUGGACUGCUGGGCGCUCUGACCAAACCCAUGAAUCGCUCAUCCAUCCGGGUCCCCCGCAAGCCGGAUGUGGUUCGACUUGCUGUCCAGGUGUCGAACAGGAACCAGUACUGUUACCGCACACAGCAGCUGCUUGGACUGCAUGCCUUGAAAAGGAGGCAGCUGGAGCUUGCCGGGUAUAAGGUGGUGGAACUUCCACACUGGGAGUGGUUCCCGCUGCUCCGACGUUCCAGGGCAGAGAAACUGGCAUACCUGCACUGCAAGAUUUUCAGCAGUUCUGACCUGGAAAAACAGACUUAACCAAGGAUAAAUACCACGUCAUAUGUGACACCAGAACUCAAUUUCAGGGUGGUCUCGUAAUUUUACCAAUAAUGUUAGAACAAGAUAAAUACAAGAUAAAACAUGCAGUUUUGUUUUUUCUUUAAGUCAGCUGUGAUGCUCCAGUUUCACCAGAGUUUUUCUAAUUGGUCAUGGCAGAAUUUAACAGUGAUUAUCCUUGACAAACAUACUCAUGCACCUGGUUACUUCGCUUAUUAUGGAAACUUUUA